Molecule: messenger RNA, 2258 nt
Organism: Rubroshorea leprosula
Lineage: Eukaryota; Viridiplantae; Streptophyta; Magnoliopsida; Malvales; Dipterocarpaceae
Source: the annotation of a GenBank genome assembly
GAACGCAGUCUAAUGUUUCACGCUUAUUGGGGAAUAGCUGCUGAUGCUCGGAAACAGCUUCUCGUUCAAGCAGUUUACAGCCUCCAACUUUAGCAUCAGAUCAGCCACCAUCAAUCUUUUUCUGCAAAACCCUUCAAUAUUCCAACACAAACCCCAGAAUCGCAAAGUCCCCGAGCUCAUUUCUCUAUGGCGAGUCCCGCAGCGCCAGUUUCAGUCCACAGACCCACCAUAACUCACAUAAUCUUCGACAUGGACGGUCUCUUGCUGGACACCGAGAAGUUCUACACUGAAGUCCAGGAAAUCAUACUAGCAAGAUAUAACAAGUCUUUUGAUUGGUCUCUUAAGGCAAAAAUGAUGUGAAAGAAAGCAAUAGAAUCUGCUCGGAUCUUUGUUGAAGAGACUGGGAUCAGUGAUUCACUUUCAGCUGAGGAUUUUCUUGUACAAAGAGAGGAGAUGCUGCAGAAAUUGUUUCCAUCAAGCGAGCUCAUGCCAGAAAGUGUCAUUCCAAUCAAAUAACUCAGUUUCUGCAGAACAGCUUUUCUUUUAUACUGCCCCCAAAUCCAUAUGAGCAUUUUUUUUUUCUCUUGGAGAAGUUGCUAGUUGAUAUAUGACUUGUUGCACAAGAUGAAAUUUCCUGGCCAGGGAUUCAAGAUUUCACAUGACUAUCCACCAAACCAAAUGAUGAAAGAUGAUUAAUUUUGUAGGAUUCUUAGAUUCAGCCCUUUUUAUUAGUGGAAACUAGAAAGGUAUACUUCUUUGUGAGGACAUUUUGACAUAUAAAUUGAAUAGGGGAAGUGGAAUGCAAAGAAGUUCUUGCAAGUCUUCUGAUGUUCAAAUUGAAGCUGACAUUUAAGGGUCCAAAAUUUGGUCUUGCGUGUGGUUGCUUCCUUAAAAUACUCCCAGACAAUACUUAUGGCUAAAGGGGCGGUGGGCUCAAGGGUGGUUUCAGCACUAGCAGACAAUUGAAAUCUGGAACCUACCUUCUAAAUAAUGGCCAAGAUUUUAAAACUGUAAUCUUUUGCACAAUGUUCAGUGCUAGUUCUCAAAACUAAAAGUGCAAGGCUGGUUCUGACCGGCUCUAGACUAAAAAUGAAAGGGGCUAGCUGUUUGAUUAAACAUCUUCAUGCGAAAGGAAUACCAUUUGCCUUGGCAACAGGAAGUCACAGGCGGCAUUUUGAGCUAAAAACAAAAAGACAUGGUGAGCUUUUCAAAUUGAUGCAUCAUAUAGUCCUUGGUGAUGAUCCGGAAGAUAAAAAAGGCAAGCCAGCACCAGAUGUAUCUCUAGCUGCUGCUGGAAGAUUUGAGAGACUUAAAAUGUCAAAGAGGAUUUUGAGUGAGCAUGUUCACUUCCACAGCUUCAACUCUUUCAACUCCCCUGCUUAGCUUUCUACCCCUGUGAGAGGAUUUUCUUAAUUUUCUUUAGUUCUAUAAACAAACAAGGUCAAGGGUCUUGUUGCUUUGAUUUACUUCAUUUCAGUAUUAGCCACAUGUUAAAUAUCAAGCUUUAUGGUGGCUUAUGAGAACUCUUAAAUUCACAGGGUGGACCAGUGGAUUCACAUAAGAUACUUGUAUUUGAAGAUGCACCUUUAGGAGUUCUUGCAGCCAAGAAUGCUGGGAUGUAAAGUGCACUUAUUUUAGUAAAUUUUACAUGUAAAUCACAAUAAAUCACCAUUCUGUGUUGUUUCAUGUAGUGAACUAUUACAUUUAUAGCACACCAUCUCAUUAUUUGUCCUUUCUCGUACUGUGAGGUUCAAAUCCUCCCAAGCAAAAAGGGUGUUUUUUUUUUUUUGGGAUUAAAGCCUAAGGAUGAUGUAUAUUUCUGAGAAAGAGGGCGCCCAUCUCCUUUCUUUUCUUACUACACGGUACACAACGGUUUGACUUCAGAAUUCCUUUGCUUACUAUUUCCCUGUUUUAUUUGAACCAUGUAGGUCAGUAGUUAUGGUUCCAGAUCCACAGCCUGAUAACUCUCACCAUGAUGCAGCAGACCAAGUUCUGAGCUCCCUUUUGGAUUUCAACCCAAGAGAAUGGGGUUUGCCUCCAUUUGAAGAUGGAGAAAGCUAAACAGGUACACCGUUUGCAGUGGUUAUUUGAGUGGCUCUUUUCCCCUAGCCCCAAACUGAAGAAGCAUUCUUUCUGUAUUUUGUCUGAUUGAACGCUAUAGGCGAACACCUUGACAUUUGAUGCAUUGGUUGCCAUGCAUUAUUUACAUUACAUUUCUAAAUUAUGGUAUGGAUGCUUAAUAAUUAUGAUAAUUUAGG